CAGUCAAUGUUUGUCGUUUCUCGCUCGCUCGUGGGAUCUUACCGAGAUCCUUCCUCCUUCCUAGAUUCCAUCUCCACUAUGUGGGAUAGUCUCUCGAAUUGCAGUACCAAUCCACACUUGCGUGAGAGAAGAAGACGAAGACGAAAAAGAAGGCGAUGAGCGGCCAAGGCGAAUCGCAGUCCAUGCAUUGUGGCACACGCGCGGUGGGGAUGCCGGCGGAGCCACAGGAGCAUCCCGCGAUCCAGCACGCCACCACGCGGGUCGCCAACGAGGCUCAGCCAACAGGCUUUCACUCCAGCUACUUAAAUGCCACCGCAAGUAGCUCGGUCUCUGGUUUCGUAAACCUCAACAAAAGCGGCGCUGAGAACAAGUAUCUCGACGUCACUCCAGUGAAUGCUUCCACACCGUCUGGCCUCCACAUCGUUCCAGUGAAUGCUUCCUUGCUGUCCAGCUGGAACCCGAUAAACAAAGUGUGCAACAAGUUGAACCAGUGUGGGAAGAGGGUCGAUGAUGCUACCAAAAAAGCAGAGGCGCUUGUCGACAAUGUCUGGCAUCACCUUAAAACUAGCCAUAGCAUCACAGAUGCAGCAAUAGCUCGAGUUGCCCAGGGGACGAAAAUGCUCAAGAGGGGGACGGGAUAAGGUAUUUGAACGUACUUUUGAAAUUCUGCCGGGAGAGAAGCUUCUGAAAGCAUAUGCUUGCUAUCUAUCCACUUCCUCCGGCCUUGUCAUUGGGACACUGUAUUUGUCAACUAAGAGACUGGUCUUCCAUGGGGAUGAGCCUAUUUGCCAUUACGCUCCCUCAGGGCAGCAAGAGUGGGUGUAUUACAAGGUGCCACUGCUGCUCGAUCAGUUGAGCUUUGUUAGUCGUUCUUCGAAAGGGUUGGAUAAUUCUGAAAAGUACAUCCAGGUCGUUACAAGGGAUGGUUAUGAAUUCUGGUUCAUGGGUUUCGUAUCAUAUGAUAAGGCUCUCAAGAACAUAAAUGAGGCUUUACAGCACAAUCGUGAGAAUAACACGGCUGGAAGGAUACAAGGACGAUCAGUGGCCAAAGGGGGGAAGUGAUAUUCAAUUGUACUUGAAUAAUUUUGGUGUGUUGGUGUGGGUGUGCGACUGCUACGGAUAAUGUUUAGACAUGAUCUAAUUGAUGAAAGGGAAGCAUUUCAUUUCAGUAAACUUCAGUUGAAUAUAAUUGGUCCAAUUUGUUA
Messenger RNA from Eucalyptus grandis, 1205 nucleotides. Its product is annotated as GLABRA2 expression modulator. Lineage: Eukaryota; Viridiplantae; Streptophyta; Magnoliopsida; Myrtales; Myrtaceae. The coding region runs from base 156 to 641 and encodes 161 amino acids. The transcript is spliced from 4 exons. The record is from RefSeq and is a predicted model, not a curated record.